AAACAUACACCUAAAAAAAAAACUAAAACAUCAGGUCCAGUUGAUCAAUGUAGUAACUCUAAUCUUACAAAACGGGCUAUUAAUGUUGGAAAAUUAAUGUUAACCGAAUUUAAUAAGAAAGUUUCAAAACUAUAUAAUUCUAAUGAUAUACUGAUAUUGGAAAAUCUAAGUUAUUCAGUUAAAAAGCAUACCGGUAUUUAUGAAAUCAAUUAUAACAACAAUGAUAAGGUUAAAAAAAAGCAAAAAACUGAGUUGAUAGCUAAAACAUUCGAUGAACAAAAUAUUUCAAGAAAUUCUUACCGAGAUUUAUGUACUACAGAGUCUCAUUUACCAUAUGAAAAAUGGAUAUAUCAAGAAUGCCAAGCAAUAAAUAAAAAAAUGGUGCAGUUUAUACCAAUAUCUAAU
Racocetra persica is the source of this 405-nucleotide messenger RNA. Lineage: Eukaryota; Fungi; Glomeromycota; Glomeromycetes; Diversisporales; Gigasporaceae. The record is from the annotation of a GenBank genome assembly.